AUGCACAUCCCAAGCAUUCUCGCAGCACUCGUCCUCGUGCACGAUGUCCACAGCACGCCCACCCCAGCCAAUGACUUCGAGCUCUCCAAACGGCAAUUUUCCCAAGCAGCCAUGAUGCGUUUCGAAUGUUCCCAACUCGUGAUCGAGCGGAUCAACCCUCUCGUGCAACCAGGUCAAUCACCCUCUACACACACGCAUCAGAUCGCCGGCGGCAACUCAUUCAACUCAGCCAUGGAACCCGUGGCUUAUGACCCAGCUGCAAAAUCCAGCUGUACGAGUUGUACGUUCAGUGAGGACUUUAGUAAUUAUUGGACAGCGAAUCUGUAUUUCAAGGCGAGGAAUGGAACGUUCAAGAGGGUGCCGCAGAUGACGAAUCUGGGAUUGAAGGGGAAGAAUGGGGGGUUGACGGUUUAUUAUAUCCCGCCGUAUGAUGGGAAGACGAAGGUUACUGCUUUCAAACCUGGGUUCCGAAUGAUCGUCGGCGACCCAAUGUUGCGGUCCAAGGCAACGAUGCAGAAACAGCUCUGCCACAGAUGCUUCAGCAACAAGCAACAGGAUCCAUUUGGAGGGGCACCAUGUACGGGAAACGACACCGCGACAUUACCGAACAAGAUGUGUGGUGGUGGCAUUCGUGCUCAGAUCACUUUUCCAACAUGCUGGGACGGAAAGGACAUCGACAGUCCAGACCAUAAAGCCCACGUUGCAUACCCCAGUUCUGGAUCUUUCGAGUCCACAGGCCCAUGUCCAUCCUCUCACCCCGUGAGACUACCGCAGGUCAUGUACGAAGUUAUGUGGGACACAACUCCUUUCAAUGACCCCAAACUGUGGCCAGUCGAUGGUUCAAACCCAUUCGUGUACUCUAUGGGUGAUCCUACUGGCUAUGGCUGGCAUGGCGAUUACCUCUUUGGAUGGAAAGGUGAUGUGCUUCAGAAAGCUCUCGAUGCUAGAUGUACCGGCGAUAGAUGUUCGGCGCUAAAGACGCAGACUGCAGAACAGGCGAAUGCUUGUAUGAAGGGGCAGGAGGCUAAGGAGCCUGUGGACGGAUGGCUCACGUCCUUACCUGGCAAUUUACCUAUUACUUACGGGUGA
Molecule: messenger RNA, 1089 nt
Organism: Cadophora gregata
Lineage: Eukaryota; Fungi; Ascomycota; Leotiomycetes; Helotiales; Ploettnerulaceae
Exons: 5
Coding region: 1-1089 (362 amino acids)
Source: RefSeq, a predicted model, not a curated record